CUUAAAACCCCCUUGUUCUCUAAGUGAAAGAGAGAGAGACAACUCUCUCCCCAAUGGACUUCCCUGGUGGAUUUAUUAACCUGCGACUUCAUUUUAGUUAUCUUUCAGUAAUCAGCAUCUCAUCUCAGAUAGAAGCCAGUUGAAAAGUUAGUACUGCUAAACUGAAAAGAUCCACCUAUUAUUACUGAAGUGAACCCAGACAGCAGUAAGGUUCAGUUUCAGUUGGAAUGCCUGCAAGGGCCAAGAAAAGACCAAACCUAGAGGGAGGGGAUUAAGACAGAAGACGUGAAAAGGUGACGCUUGAUAGGUGAACGACAGAGGAACAGACAUUGGGCGGCGGCGGGGGGUGGGGGGUUCUAUUCCUUUUAAUAUCCUCAUCACCCAAAGAGGAGCCGGAGUCACUUUACCACAGCUGUAUUUUUAGCUGCAGAGAACCAUGAUGCUCUUUAUUCAGCACACCCGUUAACACCGACAUGCCAGUGACGUAUCCUGUUCCAGGUUUUUAAAUAUAUCCUCCUGGUGGGAAGUCCAUGGUGGUGGUGGUCCAAGAGUUGACUUCAAACAUGUUGGAUGUAGAUAACGGAAAAGAAAUCUCUCAUGUUUCAUGUCUGGUCACCAAAUUAUUAACACAGCCGACACAGAGUAAUAAAACAAUGAAGAAUCACUUCCUUUGGAUUUUCGGCCCCCCAUCUCUCAUUUGAGCCCCGUCCUCCCUCCCUCUUGUUAACUCCCUCCUCCCUUCACGUCGCCCCAGGGUGGAGUCAGUCCGUUGGUCUCACCAGUUUCACGGUCGACUUUAAGUUUCAGAGGUUGGAUCAGGUCCUGCUGCUUUCUGUGCUUCUCUUCUUCUUCUUUCACGGAGUUUAGAUCCCUUGAUAGUUAUCCUUAAACAUCCCAAUGGUUCGCAGAUAACUUUUCUCAGUUUUGCUCCAACAAUUUUCAGAAUUUGCCACAGGGACAAACUAGCAAGAUAGGCCAACAUGACAGAUAAACCUGGAAUGCCUACAGGUGGCGGCGACGAUGCAGGGAGCAUCAUGGCUUUGCUGGAACGCGUGGCGGGCCUAAUGGACAGUGUCCAGGCCACACAGCAGCGCAUGGAGGAGCGGCAGCUUGAACUGGAAAACACGGUGAAGAGCAUCCAGACGGAUGUGAUCAAGCUGACUAAUGAGCACGCCAACACCAGCUCCACCGUAGACCGGCUGCUGGAGAAGACACGCAAGGUCAGUCGUCACAUCAAGGAUGUCAGGGUGCGUGUGGAGAACCAGAACCUGAGGGUGAAGAAGGUGGAGGCCACGCAGGGAGAUCUUCUAGCCAAGAACAAGUUCAGAGUGGUCAUUUAUCAGGGUGAUCAGGAGGUAAAGUCUGUUACACCUGGCAAUGAGUCUAAAGAACCCAGUGUCGGUGCUCGAGGAGAGAUAGAGCCAGACAAAUUUGAGCUUCCCCCAGAGUCGGAUGAAGAAUAUAUGGUAGUGGAGGAGGCUGAGUCCUCAGCAGCUGGCCGCAUGAAGAAGACAGGCCUGACGCGCAUCGAGAGCUUCAAAGCCACGUUCUCCAAGGAGAACAUGAGUAAGACCCGUGAAAACUUUGGCACCAAGGUCAACAAGUUUGGGGAACGUAUCGUGACAGCAGAGAGGCGUGAAAAGAUUCGCCAGUCUGGUGAGAGGCUGAAACAGUCAGGCGAAAGGCUGAAGGAGACCAUUUCCAAGAAUGUCCCUGCGAAACUCCAGCUGAAGAAGGAAAGGACUGUUGCAGAGGGACAAGAAGGAGCUGAGGGUGCCACAGAGGGCGCUCUGCCUGUCCCUCCACCAAAGGGACGCAAAGGCAGCCAGGAAGCUGCCAGGAUGGCUGCUGACCAGGGUAAAGCGGAGGAGACAGAGGUACCCAUGUAUGACAUGAAGCAGCUAUCAUAAAACAACAACACAAGGAUAAGAUCUUUGGACUCCUGAAACCACACAGGAAGGAAGCAGAGGAAUUAGACUUAAGUUUUAAGGGCACCACAGUGUUGUGACGCACAGUAAUGAAGUGGAAAUUAGUGAGAGUCACUAAAGAAAGUGCAAACAACGGGAUCUUACAGAUUCCGUCAGAAUGAACAACAAGAAUGUUUUUCAUUAUCAUGUGGACUUAUAUCAAAUCAAAUCAUUUACAUAUGAAUAGACUUUCUCAUGUAUUUUCUCUACAAAAAGACUUUGGUGUUUUGACACCACCUGCUGUUGACUUUGCUCCUGCAUGUGAAUGGUACAGAAAUGUUGAAUGAAAAAGAAAUUGUGAUGGAAAAUGUUCUCAGUGAAAAAGUGAAAUUGUGAAAGUGGAACUUGUAUAGAAAGAGGCAGAGCAAAGUCAGAUGUUAAGAGCUUAAAAAUUAUGGACGUAUGUCAGAAAAAAAACGUAUCAACUCAAAUAUAUAUUUUAAGAGCUGAUAAUAUAAUUCUAACCCCUGAAAGCAAUUACAAUAAAUAUAAUCUAAAGGAUCUUAUAUAUUUAAAAUCUUUUUUUUUUUUUGCUAUAGUAUUCACACAAAACCGUGAUGUAUUUUGGAAUGAAUUUAAAAAAUGACUCCAAAAGUCUUUGUCUCUAAUUGCUCCGUAUUAGUUAAAUAACACUGGCAACAAAUGCAUAGUGUGGAAUAAGAUGGACGCCUGACGAAUACCAUGAAUCAACUGUUCACUUUCAGAGGCAAGUUAAAAAAAAAGUAGCCUUGUCUGGAUCAUCUGAAAUGUGGGCAAAUGCAUUAGAGUCAUUAUCUUUAGGAUUUAUUUAUUAUAUUAAAUAUUGAAGCAUUAGGAACUAAGUUUCAAAAUUAAGUGAGCAGCGUCUCACUGUCCUUGAGCUGAAAGAAUACCAAUGCUAAUGUUUACUUUUUUUGUUUGUUUCCUUUUAUGUUGGUGUGGUAGCUUUGCUGCUGAGUGACUGCAUGGCUGGAGUUUGUCAGUGUAACAUUUAAAGAUACUUGUCAUGUGGAGAAAAUAAAGGUUGAAUAAAAAAAACAACUCAUUAAUUCUUUGGGACCAUAAGCGGUAUUACAAAAAAAUGAACGAAAGCCGAAAGGUAAAUUUAUUAUAACAUCACAGUCGUACCCCUGCAACAGGUUCCUGAGAAACAAUAAUAGUUGUCUGUGUGAGCAGUGCUUUAUCGUUCAUUUUGCUCCAAAUAGGAUAGAAUGCAUGAUUUUCAUAAAAUGCUUAGGUAGUAGAAUGCCUGGUGUUUGCAUCGAACUCUAAUGUUCAUCAAAUGUUCAGAUGUGAGUCCAACAAAUGUUUGUAGUGGUCAUAUACUGUAUGAUUGGUUCUGUUACAAUGAUUAAAGAAUCUCUUUAAUUUAGCUGUCAGCUGAGUCCUGAAACAGAAAUGUGGGGAGCUGUACUGUGAUGUCAUCACUCACUCAGUCACGUGGCGGA
Cynoglossus semilaevis (tongue sole) is the source of this 3394-nucleotide messenger RNA. It is a transcript of the gene cavin4b, whose product is annotated as caveolae associated protein 4b. Gene Ontology annotation, biological process: regulation of gene expression. The record is from RefSeq and is a predicted model, not a curated record. The transcript has 2 exons. The coding region runs from base 981 to 1910 and encodes 309 amino acids. Gene Ontology annotation, cellular component: caveola; cytoplasm. NCBI's taxonomy places the organism in Eukaryota, Metazoa, Chordata, Actinopteri, Pleuronectiformes, Cynoglossidae.